GAGAAAAAAGAGCUAUUGAGUUUUGAGAGAGAGAGAUGAAGACCUCUUUAGUUGUCAUACUCUUCUUUUAUUUCCUUGGCUUUUCUUCUUCAGAAGAUUCACAGUCAGAUUCGUGCAGUUCGAACUUCACUCUCCCCGGCAUUACCUUCAACGCAACUUCACUUAAAUGCGUAUCAGUCUGGAGUUCUGAAGACUUCAUCCUCAGAUAUCAACAGCUUGGACCAAGCCUAUGGAAUUUCAUCCUCUCAGCACCAAACACGAAUUCGUAUGUAGGAAUUGGGUUCUCCCCUGAUGGUAAGAUGGUUGGGUCUAGCUCAAUAGUGGGUUGGGUUCCCUCUGGCAGUGGCAAAGGAGCGAUUAAGCAGUAUUCUCUGGAAGGGACUCGUCCAUCAACCUGUUUGCCAGACAAAGGGGAACUCAGUAUUAAGAAUAUGAGCAUUGUGUCUCAGUCGAAUCGUUUGUUCCUUGCCUUCCAACUCAACACUACUGAUCAACCAAAGUCUAAGUUGAUAUAUGCGGUUGGCCCCAAAAACAAGUUUCCAUCUUCUUCAGACUACUUAUUGUCGGAGCACCGAUCAGAGACCUCCACAACUUUAAAUUUUGCUACAGGCACAAGUUCGGAGAGUGAAGAAGAAGAGGAGGAGAAAGGUUCAGAUAGCAAAACACAAGCUAAAAGUUCCACUAUGAGGAAUACUGUUUUACUUCUAAAUGUUCUAGGAUGGGCCCUUGUUGUCAUCUUUACAUGACUGUUCUCUCUUUCUCUCUCUCGGGAAGGGGAUGUUUAAUCAACCAGAAUAAAUCUCAGCAAUCUUCUUCAUGGGGUGACCCUAGCUUCUCAAUUCUGGGCAGCUUAUUGGGUCAGACAUGGCUGGAGGUUAGGCAGCUUGAAGAACUAGCUGGAUUAAUUGUAUGCUACUUGUUCAAGUAGAGAGAUUAGAUGAGAAAUAAGCUAUGUAAGGAUUCAAGAUUAAUCCCUUUUUUCCAUUUUUUUUAUUUGUACCAAAAAUUAGGACCCACACCAUGAAUGUCUCCCAAUCAGUUUGAGUUUUAUCCAUCUGAUUGAGCAUUAUGUGUAAUAUGCAUUUUCAACUUCAAGUCAAGCUCUUUUCUACUUUCUAAUUA
Messenger RNA from Nelumbo nucifera (sacred lotus), 1122 nucleotides. Its product is annotated as cytochrome b561 and DOMON domain-containing protein At3g07570-like. The record is from RefSeq and is a predicted model, not a curated record. Lineage: Eukaryota; Viridiplantae; Streptophyta; Magnoliopsida; Proteales; Nelumbonaceae.